Molecule: messenger RNA, 168 nt
Organism: Echinops telfairi (small Madagascar hedgehog)
Lineage: Eukaryota; Metazoa; Chordata; Mammalia; Afrosoricida; Tenrecidae
Gene: CTXND2
Product: cortexin domain containing 2
Exons: 1
Coding region: 1-168 (55 amino acids)
Source: RefSeq, a predicted model, not a curated record
AUGGAGGAACCAAGUCUGUCCAGCUCUGUUGAUGUGGACAAAGGAGUUACCAUUGCCUUUGUGGCUCUUCUGUUUCCGCUCCGAAUGGUGAUGAUUUUCCGAUGUGUCAAGUUGGUGAAGAAUCCUUAUGCGGCAAGCUCUGAAUCCACGGGACUGUCUCUGAACUGA